Molecule: messenger RNA, 2479 nt
Organism: Spea bombifrons (plains spadefoot toad)
Lineage: Eukaryota; Metazoa; Chordata; Amphibia; Anura; Pelobatidae
Product: toll-like receptor 5
Exons: 2
Coding region: 35-1999 (654 amino acids)
Cellular component (GO): extracellular matrix
Molecular function (GO): protein binding
Source: RefSeq, a predicted model, not a curated record
ACAACGGAGUGCAAAAGACUGAUAAAUCAGUAUCAUGUUCUAUUCCUGUGUCUUUUUCAUUUUAGCAUUUUAUCUAGCUUCUUUUGCUUAUGCUUCUUACGCUGCCAAUACCUCUGCCUGCACCUCUUUUCUUUCAAAAUCCCGUUUGGUUUAUGCCUGCCAAGCUAAAAACCUUUUUUCUGUUCCUUCAUUAAUUCCACCUGAUACCCAGGUCCUACUACUUCCUUUUAAUAACAUCCCAACUGUCUCCCAGCACUCUUUCCCUGCCCUGCACCUCCUACAAGCCCUUUCUCUUGGUUCUCAGACUAUAUCUACUUCAUUCUUGGUUGAGGAAGCUGCUUUCUAUAACUUGCCAAACUUGACAUCUCUUGACCUGGGUGGUAACCGCCACAUCAGCUUGCACCCUGGGGCAUUCAAGGGCUUGACAAAGCUAGAAGUUCUUCUCCUGGAUUCCAAUGGAUUAAAUGAGUCAGUCCUAGAAUCUGGUCUGUUCAAGGAGUUGAUCUCUCUACGGAAACUUGACCUUUCUUUUAAUAGGAUUCUUAGACUACACCCUGACCCUUCUUUCCUGAACUUACGCUACAUUUCCUCCAUAGUCCUUAAGUUCAACAAAAUCAAUUUGCCAUGUGGGAAGGACCUCCAGAAUUUACAAGGAAAAAGACUAGAUCUUCUUGAUCUGUCCUCUAAUCCCCUCAAUUUUAAUGCCACAAACUCUUGUCCAAAUCCCUUCAAGAAUAUCACAUUAGGGAUUCUAGACAUUUCCUCAAUGGCUUGGGAUGCAGAGAGAGUGGGAAACUUUUUUAAAAUAAUAUCAGGUACACAAAUAAAAAACAUCAAGAUGAGACAUAACGGUUUGUUGGGGAGUGGAUUUGGAUUCCAAAAUUUGAAGGACCCCGAUGAAGUCACCUUUUCUGGUCUUAACUCAAGUAAGACAUAUUUCCUUGACCUAUCCCACAGCUUCAUCUCGCAGUUGGCCCCUCAAGUCUUCUCCAGUUUUCCUGAGCUGUUGUCCCUUGAUCUAUCGUACAAUAAGAUCAGCCGUCUUAGCCCAGGGGCAUUCUCAGGAAUGAGAGAACUGGUGAGUCUCAAUUUAUCUGGCAAUUUACUUGGAGAAAUUAUGAGCAAAAGUUUCCAGGAACUUGGAUCCACCCCUCUGAAGGCACUGGACCUCAGUUCCAAUCACAUUGGAGCCGUUCAAUACGAAGCGAUGAAUGUUCUUGGUUCCCUGGAAUCGCUGAACUUGAGAGACAAUGCCCUUAAUAAAAUACCACCUGUCAAACUCCCGAGUCUUACACUUUUAAUAUUGGGCCAAAAUCGAAUUUCAAACACCUAUGGCCUUUCUAGCUUUUGUCCCAGUGCUAAAAUCCUGGAUCUUUCUAGCAACCGCUUGACAGAUGUUAGGUCUUUGUGGGAGAUCCUAGACCUAAGCUCUCUGCAAUACCUGCAGUUAGGUAGGAACCAGCUUUCCUGUUGCUCCCCUACCCAAAGUGGCAAACGGGCACCAACAAGUGGUCUGCUGUAUUUGGAUUUAUCAGAUAAUUCCUUGGGAUUUGUCUGGAAGACUGAGCAGUGUGCAGACAUCUUUAUGAGCCUGGAAAAACUUGAAAUUCUCAAUUUGGCUAAAAACCACAUUUCUUACCUACCUUAUGAUUUGUUCAAGGGGCUGGUGAGUCUCCACACCCUGGAUUUGUCAAGAAAUCAUCUCACACAAAUUCAAAGUGGGCAAUUCCUUGGCCUUUCAUCAUUAAAGACCCUUAAUUUAGGGACAAAUAGCCUGAUCACGCUAUCAACUGCUAACCUUGAGCCGCUUGUUGCCUUAGAAAGCAUUGACUUGUCAGAAGUUACAUUUGUGUGUGGCUGUGGCCUAUGGGAUGUCUGGCACUGGAUGAAGGUCAAUAAUAUAACUGUGCUAACUGGGGAUAGUGAAAUUUCAUGCAUCAAAUCCUCUCAAUUGGUCUCUGAGAUGUCCCUGAAAACCUUUUUUAAAAACUGUCAAUAGAUACUGGCAUGAAGACAGAAAUAAGCAUAUGUCAUCUCAACACCAGUCAUGAGAGGAACUGGAAACUUGGUUUUGUUCUUUGUUGCGUGUGAUUCAUGUACGUAAAAACUCAUGCAAUGUACUGAUUAUGUAGGGAACCACUACGGUACUGGCCUUGUGUCCACUGCACAUAUAACAUACCAGUGUUACAAUUUUCUGAAUUCAUAUAGCUAUGUAGUUAUUGUUUUCUUCUUCCUCAAAAAAAAAUAUUUGGUGCCCAGUAUCUAGGCUGAGAUGCCCAUACCCAGACAUAUGAAAACUCUUGCUCUCAGCUGUUGUGGACUACACUAUUUUUCACAUUUACAACAACCUCUUGCCGGUGUAUUAAAUGCUAAGGUUUAUGAGUGUAUCUUAUUUGUGUUGUAAAUAUAAACUGCAUGGAUUACUGUUUUCAAUUUCAAACUUUAUGGUGUAAAAAAUAAAUAUUAAACUCAUGUUAAA